AUGUCGGACGCAGUAGAUCAAGCUUACAAGCAUCACCCGGAACAUCUGGAAAGGCAGCGUACUGCUGGGGGGCAUGUGAAUGACAGAUCUCAGCCUGGCCUCCCCAUAAUUCAUCGAACCCUUGCGAGCCCUGCGCCCUUGGGGCUGUUAUCUUUUGCGACUGGAAUCUUUCUCAUUUCUGCCUUGGGACUUGGAGCGCGUUCAAUCACCGUGCCAAAUAUUCUCAUUGGAGUAUUGAUGUUCUUCGGGGGUGCUUGCCAAUUUCUGGCAGGGGUCAUGGAGUUUCUGACUGGCAAUACUGCAAGUAUCAAGCAAAGACCAUUCGCCCAGACUUUCGGGGCUACAUUGUUCCCCUCGUAUUCUGCGUUCAACUUUUCCUACGCAAUGAUAUACCUACCAGGGACAGGAAUUAUGGCAGCAUACACCGAUCCGCAGACCGGGACAGUUGGGCCCGAGUUUAAACAGGCGUUAGCAAUCUACAUAUGGGCGUGGUUCAUCCUGACUGUUCUUUUCUCGAUUGCGGCCAUGCGAUCCUCCUGGGUCUUGUUCUUGGACUUAGCUGCCUUAUGCAUAUGUCUCAUGUUACUCGCCUCUGGCAACAUGGUAGGUAAUGAGGGGUUGCUUAAGGCUGGAUAUUCCUUCGGUCUUGUUGUAGCUUUUCUUUCCUACUGGGCUGGAUGUGCUGGACUGUGGGCAGGGAACACAACGCCCAUAGACCUUCCAACCUUUUCCAUGUACAAAGAUGUUUAA
Talaromyces rugulosus is the source of this 750-nucleotide messenger RNA. RefSeq lists its product as uncharacterized. The record is from RefSeq and is a predicted model, not a curated record. Gene Ontology annotation, cellular component: plasma membrane. NCBI's taxonomy places the organism in Eukaryota, Fungi, Ascomycota, Eurotiomycetes, Eurotiales, Trichocomaceae. The coding region runs from base 1 to 750 and encodes 249 amino acids. The transcript has 4 exons. Gene Ontology annotation, molecular function: acetate transmembrane transporter activity.